AUGAGACCGAUGGAAGUAUCAGGACUUCUAAUGAUACCUUUACUAAUCUUCGGCAUUUUCGGUAAUUUGCAUUUAAUUUAUGCUACGCACAAGUUCAAGGAGCUGCAAACUCGCAAUGGAAUACUGAUCGCAAUUGCUGCGCUUUUUGAUCUUGUAUGUUUUUUGGUCUUUGCAACACAAGUUAAACUGUUUAAAACCUUUUUAAUUUUUUAA
Molecule: messenger RNA, 213 nt
Organism: Gongylonema pulchrum
Lineage: Eukaryota; Metazoa; Nematoda; Chromadorea; Rhabditida; Gongylonematidae
Source: the annotation of a GenBank genome assembly